UGUGUGUGUGUACAUAUGUUGGUAUAUACUGCAUGUAUAUACAUGUUGAGACUUUUUCAUUUGUUACAUAUCCCCCUCCCGCACCUUCCUCGUUCUCGUUGCGCCUUGAAAGUUAUAUCCAUAAGUCUCUGUAUUACCGACAUAACAGAUUUUCUAACCUCGCAUGUGUCACUUUUUAACUAUAUAUUUCUCGCAAACUAGAGCCGAGCGACCAUAUUUACUUGCAGAUUCGGCUUCUACACGUCAAGAUACACAAGAUAGGUGAGUUUGAGCGAAAUCCAAAGUGAGGCCCGUCUUCUAAAUAAUUACCCAUGUGAGUUUGCAACUUUCCACGGACGCAAGUUCCACCCAUCGAGGGGGGUGCGGGCCUUCGGCCCCCCGCACCCCCUCCGGUGUGUGUGUGUGUAUGGUGAUGCUCAUAUACUUCGUGCAGUUUGUUCGUUACAUUCAGUCCAUCUGACAGGAUUCAUAACCUAAACUGGUAUCUGCUUUAACGCUUAAUAUCUCGCUUCGGAAGGCAGAGCGACGAUUUUGCUAGAGGAAAAAGUUGCUUGUUUUGCAAAAACGCGUUGAAUGACCCUAGUUUCAUCAAAAUCGGUGAUAAUGUGGCUAAACUGAAUAAUUACCAUUAAUAAUUCUCACAAAUAACUGGUAAUAAAAAUAUUUUGUCAGAAUAGCGUCUGUUCCUUUCGUUUUCUGGCGGGUCCAAUGUUUGUAAAGGAAAAGUAAUUAAGGUUUUAACCAAAAGUUAGAAUAAACAAUUAGUUAUAUUUUACGCUUAUUGUACACUUCCGCACUUAUUAACUAAGGAACAUAAAACUAUAAACUAUUCGGUUCGACUUCGAUACGUGUUCGACAAUUUCUCGGCAGCGCAUAACGGCUUCUGCUACCGCUAUCCGAGCUUGAGUGCUGCGGCUAAAUUAUUCCGCCUGCUUUCUAUCUCUCUAUCUUAUUCUCGACUAUCUAUCUUACUUUCGACUAUCUAUUACCUCUUUCGCCUAAUGCACGGUGCGUAAAGCGUAGUGUUCGAUUCUUUUUGCUUCUCUCUUUUUGAUGCCUCGUCUACAAUGGGGUCGUAUGCUAUGUCUACAAUGGGGUCGUAAAGUCGUGAAGUCAAUUCAAUUCAAUAGAUGGCUCUGGGUGUGUAAGCCACUGCUCCGACGCCACUCUCCGGUCAAUGUCGAUACAUAAAGUGUUGAUAUUGAUUACAGCGUCUGUGUUAACCGCCCGAAGAAUAGCCACUGCCUCAACGCAAAAGAUACUGCCCGAAUCAAAGAUAUGGAUGGAUAUGCGGAACUCAGGAGACGGGAUGUAUACACCAAAUCCAGCACAUCUGUUCUCAAGGACAGAACCAUCCGUGUACACUUCUGCGGAUAGAUUCAGGUUCCUCGCACAUGGUGACAAUGCCAGAUCGAAAUCAUGGGAUUUCCGAAUUGGCAGAUCAACUGUGCAUAAAAUCAUUUAUGAGACUUGUGAUGCAAUCUGGCAAGCUCUUCAUGUUCAAUACCUACACGAGAGACAUGGGAAAAAGUAGUCAGUGGAUUUUGGAACAAGUGGAAUUUCCCAAAUUGUAUGGGGGCAUUGGACGGGAAACACAUUACUAUUCAAGCUCCACCAAACAGUAAUUAUUUGAAUCACAACUACAAGGGAUUUUUCAGUUUUAUAUUAAUGGCUAUUUGUGAUGCCAAUUAUAAAUUUAUCUGGAUUGAUGUCGGUGACUAUGGUUCUAAUAGUGAUGGUGGAGUGUGGGCGAACAGUAAUUUUGGUCAAAGUCUACAACAUGAUACAGCACAUAUUCCACUUCCAAAAGUAUUACCUGGUGCAACGAAUAUGCUACUUUGUGUUUUCGUAGGAGAUGAAGCGUUUCCUCUCAAACCAUAUCUCAUGAGACCAUAUCCAAGAAGAUUACUGACUAGUGAUUCACAGCGAAUUUUUAAUUAUCGCUUGUCCAAAGCAAGGCGAACAAUUGAAAAUGCCUUUGGGAUUCUUGUUUCUAGAUGGAGAAUUCUAAGAAGACCAAUUCAGUGCAAGGAAAAAACUGCUCAUAAGAUUGUGCUUGCUUGUUGUUUUACAUAACUUUAUCAUGUCUUCUAAUGGACGCAUGUAUUGUCCAACACAACUUGUGGAUCAAGAAAAUAAUGGCAUUGUUAUCCCAGGAGAAUGGCAUAAUGUAGAGUUAGGAUCCAUAUUGCACCUAUUGGUCGAGUUGGUUCAAACCGAACUACUUACGCCGCAAUUGUACAGCGAGAUAUAUUACGAAAAUAUUUCAUGACAGAUAGUGGUGCAGUUAAUUGGCAGUUUGAUUGGCAUUGAGAGGUUAUAAUAUUAACGUCCCUUUGUAAAACAUAUAUAAUAUACGAGGGCGGUCCGAUAAAUACUUAGCCUCACCGCCCGAUGACGC
This is a messenger RNA of Harpegnathos saltator (Jerdon's jumping ant), 2401 nucleotides long. Its product is annotated as protein ALP1-like. Bases 1573 to 2076 code for a protein of 167 amino acids. The record is from RefSeq and is a predicted model, not a curated record. Lineage: Eukaryota; Metazoa; Arthropoda; Insecta; Hymenoptera; Formicidae. The transcript has 4 exons.